UUUCUCUUUAUCCUUCAAAGAUGCCUACUGUUUCUUUAUAUAAUAAUGAUACACCCAUUUCUCAUCGCUUUACUAAUCUCAUCAGACAAUCCUCUCUGUCGAAUCUAAGUUACCGGGCCAAUAAGAAUACUAAAACAUAUGGAUACUCUGAAGAUAUACAACGUAUUCUCUCAGGCGCGCAUACAAUAGGCAUUGAGGAUUUAAAAUAUGCACUCUACAUGAAUAAGCCUCCGUUGACAAGUUCCUUAUCUGAUCAAUCUGGAUAUUCAAGAAGAAGAACAAGCGAGGUGGAUGAUUAUUAUUAUCAAUACAAAAGAAAGCCAUCCUCUGGUAGUGUCGACACAACUGAUUCAGGCAUCGAUAUCAGUAGCAUAAAGAAAGCAGGCCACACAAAGAGUAUUCUACCAAAAGAUGAAAGUGAAAUUGAUCGCAUGGUUUCACAGCACUACAUUCUCCGUACAGCUUUUGACAGCGAUUUCUCUGCACCGGUGUCCUCCUUGAUAAAUCACAAGAAGGCAAAAAAGAAUCCAGUGGUCGUAUUGGAUGUUGGCUGCGGUGCUGGCGCGUGGACGAUGGAGAUGGCUGUUCAAUUCCCACAUGCAACAUUUGUUGGUAUUGAAAAAGCACCCUUGUUUCCUCGAGAUAUCAAGCCCAGAAAUUGUAAUUUUAUGAUAUUUGAUACAAGUGACAUCAGUUAUCGCCUUCCAUUUGAAGAUAAUAGUAUCGACUACAUCUUUCAGCGUGACGCCAAUUGGGAAUUAACAGGAUCUGCUUGGGUGCCUCUUGUUCAAGAGUUUUAUAGAAUCCUAAAACCGGGAGGAUGGAUUGAACUGGUCGAACAAGAUAUCGAGACACAAAGUAGCUCAAGUGACGAGGGAUUUUUAAUUGACAAAAUUAUUGAUAUACUUGGUUCUCAUCAACAUGACCCUUUUAUAUCCAAAAGACUAUCCUCUAUCCUGGCUGUCGUAGGGUUUCGAAGUAUCAAGAGUGACUUUCAAUCUAUUCCCUUAGGAUGGGGCUACAGCAAGUGCUCACGGAAUAAAGCACAGAGUAUUUGUUCAGAAUAUGCAAGAGCUUCAGCUAUGCAACAUUUGCAGUUGUUAAAAUCACUAAGACCAUGGUUUACACAAGAUGGUCAGAAGAGCAAGAACAAGUUUGACUCAUGUAUAAACAAACUACUAGCAGACUGGCAUCAAGCUAGAUCCUAUGUUAAUUGGCAUAAGUCAAUCGGUCAAAAGCCUUAUUUAUAAUCGUUGUGUAUAUAAUAAACUUUUUUGUACAGUCUUUUCAAAAAGUAAAGUC
Molecule: messenger RNA, 1302 nt
Organism: Rhizopus microsporus ATCC 52813
Lineage: Eukaryota; Fungi; Mucoromycota; Mucoromycetes; Mucorales; Rhizopodaceae
Product: S-adenosyl-L-methionine-dependent methyltransferase
Exons: 3
Coding region: 21-1250 (409 amino acids)
Molecular function (GO): methyltransferase activity
Source: RefSeq, a predicted model, not a curated record